AUGGAGGCGACCGAUGUCCCAAACAAAAGUUACGUUAGGCUAGGUUACGUCAACGCCAGAUUACGCCGAAGACGAUCUAUCUCCCGCACUCCCCGUACUCCCGUGAGUACGAACUGCACGACGACGACAAACACGCGCGCACCGACUAUUCACUGUGUCCUCGCGCCGACUGGGAACAGUACCGAACAUUCAAUGGCGUCCGAUAUCCUUUUAAACGAUCAUCGAACUCGAGUGGCCGGAAAAGAAAACAACUGGCGAUCGAAAGCACGAGCUCGAAUAAUCAUCUGGCAAAAGUCGAAUCGUUACCCGAUUUCAAGAUGGAGCGCACGUCGAGCGCGAAUCGAAACGAGAAAAAAAAAACGUAGAGGACAACGUGGUACGACUCGCGUGGCAACCGCUCCCGUAAGUACGCACACACGCAUACACCGAAAGGAGAAGGUGCCGAGAGAGGGCGACACAGCACCCUCACCGAUGCGCGGUUCGAGUGCGACUGAGCGAGUCGAGGCAAGCUCGUCGAGCCGAAAGCCACAAGCCGCGUCAGCCGACCGGCGGCGACGGACCAAUCAGGGUUGUCCUCUGCGCAACUACCCGACACCCAAGAAUUGA
This is a messenger RNA of Bombus pyrosoma, 606 nucleotides long. RefSeq lists its product as uncharacterized. The transcript is spliced from 2 exons. NCBI's taxonomy places the organism in Eukaryota, Metazoa, Arthropoda, Insecta, Hymenoptera, Apidae. The coding region runs from base 1 to 606 and encodes 201 amino acids. The record is from RefSeq and is a predicted model, not a curated record.